CUGGGAGCGCCAGGCCGACGCAGGAAGGCCUUCACCCUCCGUUUUGGCCAGAAUGGAGCCCCCAAGGGGGGUUGAUUGGACAGUCAUUAUCCUGACAUGCCAGUACAAGGAUAGUGUCCAGGUCUUUCAGAGAGAGCUAGAGAUCCGGCAGAAGCGGGAGCAGAUCCCUGCUGGGACACUGUUACUGGCUGUGGAGGACCCCCAGACUCGAGUAGGCAGUGGAGGAGCCACCCUCAACGCGCUGCUGGUGGCUGCGGAACACCUGAGCGCCCGUGCAGGCUUCACCGUGGUCACGUCUGAUGUCCUGCACUCAGCCUGGAUCCUCAUCUUGCACAUGGGCCGAGACUUCCCCUUUGAUGACUGUGGCAGGGCUUUCACUUGCCUCCCUGUGGAGAAUCCGCAGGCACCUGUGGAGGCCUUGGUAUGCAACCUGGACUGCCUGUUGGAGAUCAUGACCCACCGGCUGGGCCCAGGUUCCCCACCAGGCGUGUGGGUCUGCAGCACCGACAUGCUUCUGUCCGUCCCUCCAAACCCCGGGAUCAAUUGGGAUGGCUUCCGGGGAACCAGAGUGAUCGCCUUUCCUGGGAGCCUGACCUACGCUCUCAACCACGGUGUCUACCUCACUGACUCGCAGGGCUUUGUUUUGGACAUUUUCUACCAGGGCACCAAGGCGGAGCUACAGCGGUGUGUCAGGCCUGACGGGCUGGUACCCCUGGUCUCUGGGGUUGUCUUCUUCUCUGUGGAGACGGCUGAACACCUCCUGGCUACCCACGUGAGCCCACCUCUGGAUGCCUGCACCUAUAUGGGCUUGGACUCUGGAGCCCAGCCUGUGCAGCUGUCUCUGUUUUUCGACAUCCUGCUCUGCAUGGCUCAAAAUGUGACCAGGGAGAACUUCCUGGCUGGGCGGCCCCCAGAGAUGGGGCAAGGUGAUACAGACGUAGCAGGUUACCUGAAGGGAGCCCGAGCCCAGCUGUGGAGGGAACUUCGCGGUCAGCCCCUCACGAUGGUGUAUAUCCCUGAUGGGGGCUACAGCUAUAUGACUGCUGAUGCCAGUGAGUUCCUGCACAGCCUCACAAUGCCGGGGGUUGCUGUGGCCCAGAUCGUCCACUCCCAGGUGGAGAAGCCAGAGCUGCUAGAGGCCUCCUGCUCUGUGGUCAGCUGUCUGCUGGAGGGUCCCGUCCACCUGGGGCCUCGGAGUGUCCUGCAACACUGCCAGCUGAGGGGCCCCGUUCAUAUUGGCGCUGGCUGCUUUGUGAGUGGCCUGGAUACCUCCCACUCCGAGGCACUGCAUGGCCUGGAGCUCCAUGACCUCAUCCUGCAGGGACACCAUGUGCGGCUGCAUGGCUCCCUGAGCCGAGUCUUUACUCUUGUUGGCCGUCUGGACAGCUGGGAAAGACAGGGGGCAGGCAUGUAUCUCAACAUGUCCUGGAAUGAGUUCUUCAAGAAGACAGGCAUCCGAGACUGGGACCUGUGGGACCCAGACACGCCCCCCUCAGAUCGAGGCCUUCUCAGUGCUCGCCUCUUCCCUGUGCUCCACCCCAUGAGGGCCCUGGGACCCCAGGACGUGCUGUGGAUGCUGUAUCCCCAGGAGGACAGAGGUGAAGCCCUACGAGCCUGGCGAGCCUCUUGGCGCCUGUCCUGGGAGCAGCUGCAGCCUUGCCUGGACCGGGCUGCCACACUGGCCUCCCGUCGGGAUCUGUUCUUCUGCCAGGCCUUGCAGAAGGCACGGCAUGUGCUAGAGGCUCGGCAGGACCUCUGCCUGCGCCCUCUGAUUCGGGCUGCUGUUGGUGAAGGUUGCUCUGGACCCCUGCUGGCCACGCUGGACAAGGUCGCAGCUGAAGCAGAAGAUCCUGGUGUGGCAGCCCGGGCUCUGGCUUGUGUGGCCGAUGUCCUGGGCUGCAUGGCAGAGGGCAGAGGAGGUUUGCGCAGUGGGCCGGCUGCCAACCCUGAGUGGAUUCAGCCUUUCUCGUACUUGGAAUAUGGAGACCUGGUGAGGGGUGUGGAGGCACUUGCCCAGGAAAGAGAAAAGUGGCUGAGCAGGCCUGCCUUGCUGGUUCGAGCUGCCCGCCAUUAUGAGGGGGCUGAGCAGAUCCUGAUCCGCCAGGCUGUGAUGACAGCCCAGCACUUUGUAUCCACCCAGCCGGUGGCGCUGCCAGCUCCUGGGCAGUGGGUGAUGGCUGAGUGCCCUGCCCGUGUGGAUUUCUCUGGUGGAUGGAGUGACACACCACCCAUUGCCUAUGAGCUUGGUGGAGCAGUGUUGGGCCUGGCUGUGCGGGUGGAUGGCCGCCGGCCCAUUGGGGCCAAGGCUCGUCGUAUUUUGGAACCUGAGCUGUGGCUGGCAGCGGGGCCUCGACAGGAAGAGAUGACCAUGAAGAUAGUGUGCCGGAGCCUGAAUGACCUGCAGGAUUACUGCCAGCCUCACGCCCCAGGGGCCCUGCUGAAGGCAGCCUUUAUCUGUGCUGGUAUUGUGCAUGUCCACUCAGACAUCCCUCUGUGUGAACAGCUGUUACACUCCUUUAAUGGUGGCUUUGAGCUGCACACCUGGUCAGAGCUGCCCCAUGGCUCCGGUCUUGGCACCAGCAGCAUCCUGGCAGGGGCUGCCCUGGCUGCUUUGCAGCGGGCUGCAGGCCAGGCAGUGGGCACAGAGGCCUUGAUCCAUGCAGUAUUGCACCUGGAGCAGGUGCUCACCACAGGAGGUGGCUGGCAGGACCAAGUGAGUGGUCUAAUGCCUGGCAUCAAGGUGGGGCGCUCCAGGGCCCAACUGCCCCUAAAGGUGGAGGUGGAGGAAAUCAUUGUGCCUGAGGGCUUUGUCCAGAAGAUCAAUGACCACCUGCUCCUGGUGUAUACUGGCAAGACCCGCCUGGCACGGAAUCUGCUGCAGGAUGUGUUGAGGAACUGGUAUGCUCGGGUGCCUGCUGUGGUACAGAAUGCCCGCAGACUGGUGCGACAGACUGAGAAAUGUGCCGACGCUUUCCGCCAAGGAAACUUGCCUCUGUUGGGCCAGUACCUGACCUCAUAUUGGGAACAGAAGAAGCUUAUGGCCCCAGGCUGUGAGCCGCUGGCUGUGCAGCGAAUGAUGGAUGUCCUGGCUCCUCACGUAUAUGGCCAAAGCCUGGCAGGGGCAGGCGGUGGGGGCUUUCUCUAUCUGCUGACCAAGGAACCACGGCAGAAAGAGGCUCUGGAAGCUGUGCUGGCCAAAGCUGAGGGCCUCGGUAACUACAGUGUCCACCUGGUGGAAGUGGACACUCAGGGCCUGAGCCUGCAGUUGCUAGGAAGUGACACCCAUCUUUGUGAGGCUGGGUCCUCUGAAGCAGGCAACACCUAGAGGUAGAGCUGCAUUUCCCUUCAGUGGAGUUCAUCCCUACCUCUUCAAGGCUGCUGCUAAGGAAGCAAGACAGGCAGAAGAGGCAGUGCGUGCAAACAGGACUAUACUUCAUAGCUGGCAAUGGCUAAGACUUGGUCUCUACUCCAUCUGGAUUAAGGAAAGUCUUAACAGUAGUGUCUCAUGUGGACUUUACAAAUUCCAUGGCCCACUACAGGCCUAUUAGAGCCUUGGAAGGGAUGACAAUCAGACCAACCCUGAUGAUACACUUUUAAGACAUUCCAUUACCAUGUUCAACUUUGAUCCUCAGCCCUCCACUGGGGGCGCGGAGGGAUAGAGGUCUAUUCCCAGGUCUGUGGCAGUGAACCAGCGCAGUCUACAGAAAGUUUUUGAUAACCUAAGCCUUUUCAAGCAACACUCCAGACAGUGCCAAGGUAAUCUGGUGGCCAUGGGUUCUCAACACUUGCAUUCUUGGAAUAAAUUUUAAUUUUCAAGGUUGUCUUCAGAAAGUUCUUUCUUGUUCUUGCUGGGAGUAAUUCCCACUUCUGGCACUGUAGGGCACUGCCCCUGAAUUGAUCCAGCUCCUGGUGCUGAUAGCACAAGAAAGGGUUGAAGUCCAGGACUGGAUGAAGGUUCUCACUGUCCCGUGACUGGCUAUGGGAAGCUGAGAUCUCAUGCAUUUGCCUUC
Microtus ochrogaster (prairie vole) is the source of this 4010-nucleotide messenger RNA. It is a transcript of the gene Fcsk, whose product is annotated as fucose kinase. The record is from RefSeq and is a predicted model, not a curated record. Gene Ontology annotation, molecular function: fucokinase activity; ATP binding. Lineage: Eukaryota; Metazoa; Chordata; Mammalia; Rodentia; Cricetidae. Gene Ontology annotation, biological process: GDP-L-fucose salvage.